Molecule: messenger RNA, 4215 nt
Organism: Plasmopara halstedii
Lineage: Eukaryota; Oomycota; Peronosporomycetes; Peronosporales; Peronosporaceae
Product: PHD finger protein
Exons: 4
Coding region: 1-4215 (1404 amino acids)
Biological process (GO): regulation of transcription by RNA polymerase II
Source: RefSeq, a predicted model, not a curated record
AUGGAGUUGCGUCGACUAAAAGCAGCAAAGGGUCUCUUGACGCACAGCCUGUUUGAUUUUCAGGUGCACGAUACUGUCAUCUCGGAGCGUUUGAGCGAAUUGAAAGAGUUUUUGCUGGCUACGUGCGGCGAGAGGGAUCAGAUCGCGUUGCUGAGCGAAAAUAUCCGUGAAAUUGAAGAGCAACUCCAAAGUUGCAGCGAGCGAUUUUUGCUAGAGCCUUUAAAACGAUUCGAACAAGAUAUGGUGCUAUUACUGGACGUGUGGAGUGGCGACGAUCUAGAGGAAGAGGACGAAGACGUAGAAGACGAUAAGAUGGAAGAGUGUUUGUUAUCUUCCCAAGACUCCUUAGUCAGUAUGCCGACACAGCAAUCAUCAUCUCCGUCUCACAUCCAACCCAUUCCAGCGCAUCAAUCGAGGAUGGAAGAUGAAGAGAUGCGGUGUGGCGUAUGCUGGGCUCAUAAUUCGCUCGAAAACGACCCUAUGGUUAUCUGUGAUAUAUGUGGUGUCGCGGUACAUCAGACGUGCUAUCGAUUGGCUGAAGUGCCAGAAGGAGACUGGUACUGUAUUCCAUGUAGACAACAUAUAGGAUGGGUACAUGUGGCCUGUUCCAUGUUCUUACCGGAAUUGUACAUACAAAAUAAUUUUGCGUCACGAUGCCAAGAACCGUUACAGGUUGUAUGUGGAGUAGACAAUCUAAAGGCACGAAGAAAACUGCGAUGCUGCUUUUGUAAAAAGAAUAAUGCAAAAGGAGCAUGCGCGCAAUGUGCGGUAGGGAAGUGCACAGUGGCAUAUCAUGCAUUGUGUGCUCUUCAAAAUGGAAUCAAGUUGCGAUAUCUUGAAAACCAGGGUCAUUUUGGCAGUGGAUGCCUCAAACAUCAAGUCAACUUUCUGAAAAUGGAUACGUUGGAUAAAUCUGGCGUUGCAAAUACUCAAAAUUUGGUGCCACAAAAAGAAAAUGGCAUCAUUUCAAUUGGGUCACGUAAGUUGUCAUGGUCUCAAAAUGACAGUGAGGAUGUAACGGAAGAUAAUGAUGAUCUUGGUAGCGAUAGCGAUCGCGGUAGUUGCCCAGACUCGCUCUUAAACGAUGAUGGUUCGAAUCGUGAUGAAAGUCAUAAAUAUCUGGCUUUACCGUCUUCGUCGCGUCAGCCACUUGGUGCAUCUUUACCUAGAAACUGCGGCAAACAACGACUCAACAAACCAAAAUGUAAGCGUCAAAUCAAACUUUCGUUUGCGUCAGCAAAUGAUAGAUCUACACUAAACUGCCGCUCAAUUAAAGUGGCCAAUGCACCACUAACUUCUAGCUCUUCAACUUACGAAGCCGCUGUUGAUUCAACUCUAUCUUACCCACAGUAUACAGCUGCUAGUGAAGCCAGGAAUGCUGACGCAGACAGUAAUGUUGUAAUACGAGCUGACGUAUUUGCACCUCUAUUCUACCCUUCUAUGAAUGGACGGGAUUGCCUCGACGACAGAAGUCCUGAUUUUGUGAUGAUUCUAAUCCAUAGUCGGCCUCUGGGUCUUGGGGUUGCUUCGUCCAAGCACGGCACAGGAAUAUUUCUUCAUGCCGAAAAAACACGGAAUCUGUCAGUCAUUGCAGCUCUAAAACGCGGAGUUCUUCAAGACGGUGACGAAAUAUACGCACUUAACGAGUUGAGUUUACGCAACACUGAGUUCAGAGCUUUCAAGGAGGAAGUGGUCCCAUCCGUCUCUUUACCUGUUCGUUGUUGGUUCCGAAAGAUUCGAAAGAAAAAAGAUGAAGCAAAUCAUUUUCACUCGUACAGUUCAGAUCAUGAAAAUGCAGCUUCCGCUAUACCAAUCAAUUCGCACGAUAAGCAAAUUCAUACUUCGCCGGCGACUGCAAGUUCACAUUUUGAGGCUAUUAAUCCUACAAUACAUAGCAGGCAGGACAUUCGUGAUGGUGAUGCCACGAUUGCUUCCCUAGGUAUCGAUUGGCCGUGGAUUUUUCUUCGGUCGGACGGCAAGGUGGCGAUGAAAUUGUUCUGGAAGUCUCUAGACUCGGCAUUUUUUCUCCGAAACCUUAACAAGCGUACACUAUCGCAGCUUCAGGAAGCGACAGAAAAUUUAUGCGGCUUACGGUUGAGGAGCUCUCAUCCGGAGUACGAAGAGGUUCGUAAGCUUCUCCAGAUGCCUCGAUGUGAGCGCAUACCAGCCUUUAUUAUGGAAUUUCGAAAAAAUCUUGAACAGAAACAGAAGCUUUUUAAGCCUGACGUCUUGAAAGAUGUAUCUAGCGAGCCCAAUGAUGCAGAAGGAGCGGUGGGUGAACAGUCACUUCUUGAAGUUGGGACCACAGUUAAUGUGGCGAAGCGUACAUGGCCUGGGAUGAAUAAACUUGGCGGUGUAGGCCGAAUUAAAAAGGUGAACAAAAUUGUAUCGCCAAAUGGCAAAUUAUAUUUCACAUACAAUAUCACUUACGUAUUGAGCGGUGCGGAAAAGAAUGUGGAGCGAAAGUAUAUAAGUGUUGUCGACUUCAAAGCACGAGAGAUAGACAAAAGUGAAGUAACGAGCUCAGCAUCAACAAGUCGAAGGCACAAAUCUGAGGAAGGACCCGAGGAUGGGCAGAAGACAAAGGCGGAUACUAAGAGCGCUAGACUAAUCUUCAAAAUACGCCGAACGACACCAGAGGAUCAGCUGACAGAUCUGACAGAUUCUCACUGUCAAAACCUCCCUAGUCGACAACGUUUUCGACUGCGAUUCUCAAUCGAUAAGUCAACGUUACAAUGCGAGCGAAUGACGCAGGACUCGGGUGUAGCCCCCCCGGCACAAGAACUACUUCUGCAUCGCCACUUCCCAGUAAAGGUAACUGAUGCGCUGGUAAAUGAGUACUUUUCGGCAUUGCUACUAAGCGUGGAAGAUCGAAUUGGGGAUGAAGUAGAUGAUUCUGAUUCUGACAGCGAAAAUAAGUCAGACGAGAUCAAGACCGAACUGACAACUCUGCAAAACCGAUUUUGUUCAGUUAUGGAGUCGAAUAAAUCUGUGUUUUCCAAACUAGCUCAAUCGAUCGAGAAGGAGUAUGCAUCAAAAGUAUACCGCCAGCAAGAGCUUGAAAGUAUCGAAUGGCGUAAUUAUGAGCGAAUGUACCAGGAGCUUUUCAAUGCGAGGCGCCAAUUUGCUGACAGCGACGAGGACGGGUAUUUGAGUGGAGAUGGCCAGCAGCCUGAUGCUUUUGCAAAUACAAAGAGCACAGAUGGGACGAACAGUGACAAUGAAGAUAUCUCGUUUGGAGGAAUGUUUGUGAAUAAAUUAAAAGAAGAAGGCAGCGAAGUGUGUGCGCUUUGUGAACUUAGUGGUGGCGAUUUUACUCGCACAGAGUGUGGUAAUGUUGUGCACCCUCAAUGUGCAUUGUUCACACCGGAGACUUUUUUUAAAGAUGGAGUCGUGCAUGGUAUGAACCUCAUCGACCCACAGCGCCGACUGUUAAAGUGUAUCAUUUGCGGUGGCCGCAAGGGACAAAGCAAAAUUCAGUGUGCACAUCGAAAGUGUGUGCGAGCAUACCACGUUUCUUGUGCGUUCGUCAGCGGCCUUCUCACUCAAGAUCCGUACUAUCAGGCUUGGUGUCCUCGUCAUUUGAAAAUUUCGAGGAUGGGGCAAUUUGUAGAGCUUCCGGAUCACGUAAAUAAAUACACAAGCCCACUUUCGUCGACAACAGCCGAUACUUUGAAUACAACUUUGAUGUCUAACCUUGCUCAGCGCAGUCGGAAAAUCAAUAACUGCAAGGACGCAAGAACAGCAGAAGCAACAAAUUUUGCGCAGGCUGACAUUUCGUCGUCAAAAUUGACCAGAAAGCGAAAGCGUAACGAUAGUAUCGGCGGCAGUGGCAAUAAAGACACUCGUGUGAUUCGUAGUAAAAGCAGACAAAGUGCAAUUGCUCACGACGAUGAAGAGCCUCGAUGUGCGAGGCGACUCGAUAUCGAGCUGAGCGACGACAGUGAUCAGGAGAAGAGAGCCGUAGAUGCAUGGCAGCAAGGUCGUGAUCCUCAGCAUAUCUUUAGCAGAGGAAAUGUAGUAGAAGUGCUGGCACGAGACUGGCGUGGUAUCAAUAAACCUGGUGGUGUCGCACGCAUUCGUGGCGUGGAGAUGACUGAAAGUAAAUCUGGCGCGAAAGACAUUUUUUAUGAUGUUGUUCACAUCGUCGGGGCAUUUAGGGAGAAACGCGUGCCCGCGAAGUUCAUUCGCAGCUAUCAGCACAGUAAUAAGUAA